CCAGAAUAUCGUUGAUUCCACUGUUUAACCACGCCCCUACGCACGGCCUGCCGCCCGCCGCGGGCCACUCCUGAUCUCCCGGGCCCUCUCCACACUAGCUGAACGGAGUACUUGCGCCUUACACAUUUAUUUACUUCCCCUCCCACUCAAUACCACCUCAUGUCGACUUCAGAACUUGUGGAAGGUCCUAGCGCCAAUGCCACUAUCAUAAGUUUGACCAAGAGAAUACGAAAUCUCGGACGAUUAGGGCCAUGGGUGAAGGGAGGAGAUGCUCGAAUCCCGCCAGAAGAGUCCUACCUUUGUGAUACCUGCCUGCGUCUUGACCUGAAAGUCGAGUCGUUCUGUGUACAACCUGGAGAACAUGAAUUCGCGAAGCAGCACAGAGUUCCCCGAUACUUGGGAAAACUUUCCAUGAUCCGCACGCGAACUUAUUGUCCCUUCUGUCGGCUUGUACUCGCCAUAGCAGACCGACCAUUCGACCAACGAACACCCAGUCUACAUGCGGGCGACGAUCCAAUAUGUUGGGCACGAUGGGUAAUUGACGGACAGGAAGACUUGGGACCGGAUCCCAACAGACCUGGAGAACACAAUUUCAGACCUCGAACGCGGCGACUUCUGAUAUACAGCGAGCCACAAGCCUUCAAGGACGGCUAUAUAGUCCUACUUGCCGACGAUGCGCCCAGUCGCGAGUUCUUCGGACGUCGCAUCACUUCACCCGACCUCCUCGAUCCGCAGAUUAUUCGCAAAUGGCUACAUCGUUGCGAGACGACGCAUGGCGAGGACUGUGAAGAGUCGCUAGUACACCCAGACCUACUUGGAGCGCCCAAACAUAUCUUCCGCGCGAUUGACGUGGAUAAUAUGUGCAUUGUGGAAGUGCCACAGUCCACCAGAUACGUUGCGCUGAGUUAUCUCUGGGGCAAGGGAUUCAUCCAGCUCUUCACGACCUCUCAAAACCUUGCAAAACUGUGUCAACCAGGAGCAUUGGACAAAGAGAAGCUACCGCGGACAAUCAAGGAUACAAUCAAGCUUACGAAAAUGCUUGGAGAAAGAUAUCUAUGGACAGACAGUCUGGCAUUGUUGCAUGACUCUGGUUUCCAAUACCAUGACGACUGGGUCUAUGCUCGCGCCGCCAUCACUGUAGUGGCUGGUUCCGGCAAGGAUGCCAAUGCCGGUUUACCAGGUGUCAGAAAAGAAUCCAGGACAUUUCAUCAAGAUAUCGAGGUGGUCAGGCCUGGCUUGCGGCUUAUGGUUUCGCAUCUUGCGGAAGACUACAUCUCUACCUCACAAUGGGAUUCUCGAGCAUGGACUUUUCAAGAGCGGAUGCUGUCACGCCGGUGUCUGCUGUUCGUCAAUAGUCGUAUCUACUACCAAUGUCGACGAACCACAUUCUGCGAGGACAUGGAGAUGCCGCCAAGCAACGGGUGGUCGUUGGACUCGAUUGACAUGCCGACCAGAAUAUUCCGGGAGAAGCCGUUUGUACAAUUCACGUCGGCGGUCGAAUUGUAUACACGCCGGGAGCUGACGAAUCCCAUGGACAUUCUCAACGCCUUCGAGGGAGUCCAAUUGGUGCUGGAGAAACGCAUCGGAGCAGGAAUCUAUUAUGGUGCCUUAGAGACCAUGAUGAACACAUCAUUAAUAUGGGAAUCCACUAAACGAUUGACGCGUCGUCAGGGGUUCCCAAGCUGGUCCUGGUCAGGAUGGAUCGGAGAGAUCCAGUGGAAGUUCACAGAAACAGCGCGGUCAUGGAUUGAGUGGCAUGCCGACCAGGUUUCUGGGGUUCACUCGUUCCCAAAGCAGGGAUGGGAGCUGAUACCACCACCUGUACAGCGUCCAGGCGAUGCAGGGCCAAUGUCUCGCCACAACAUGUGCUCGACAUUUCCUUUGUUGCACUUCCGGACCAUCACUGUGCAAUAUACACUCACCUCGCCGGCACUUAUACACAAAUCAGUUAUCUCGCCCCUAAGAAAGAGGCUGACCGGUCCUAGCGCCUUGUCAACAGUCAGGCCAGCACCGGCAGACCCAGGCCUGAUUCGAGCUGGCAUUGCAGACCGUAACGGACUGUGGUGCGGCACGAUUGACCUGGAUAAGGCAUGGAUGAGCCGAGUUGGGCGGCCGUUCGAAUUUUUGGUCAUGUCGAAAGUCCAUCACUUCACGGACGACGAACUUGCAAUUUGGGAAGGCACGUUACCCGACGACAUUGAAGAAAUGUUAAGUCGAUCACGGAGUUACGGUGUUUAUAAUGUGAUGUUGGUCUCCCAAAAGGAUGGCAUCUACUAUAGGGAAGGUCUGGGGCGUAUAUUGACGGCAGGCUUGGACAGGGCCUUGGAGCCAGGACCUGUAUGGAAGGACAUUGUCCUGGGUUGAAAGCAUCUGUCUACGAGAUCGAUGAUCUACCAGGGCCAGCAUCAGCAUUCUGGCACAAUAGCUUGUGCACAGACCAUUGAGAGUGU
This is a messenger RNA of Exophiala viscosa, 2450 nucleotides long. RefSeq lists its product as uncharacterized. The record is from RefSeq and is a predicted model, not a curated record. Lineage: Eukaryota; Fungi; Ascomycota; Eurotiomycetes; Chaetothyriales; Herpotrichiellaceae. The transcript is spliced from 3 exons. Bases 160 to 2364 code for a protein of 734 amino acids.